This is a messenger RNA of Dovyalis caffra, 1857 nucleotides long. The record is from the annotation of a GenBank genome assembly. NCBI's taxonomy places the organism in Eukaryota, Viridiplantae, Streptophyta, Magnoliopsida, Malpighiales, Salicaceae.
AUGCUCAAAACAAAACCUCCCUCUUGCCUAAUCUCCCGCCAUCUCUCUCUUCCAAACCUUAACAACUUCCAAAACCAACAAGAACAUCAUCAAACUCUAACUGAAAAGCUCUUGUCUCUUAUAAGACAAUGCAAAUCCAAAAGCCCACUACUACAAAUCCACACACAAAUACUUAUAAACUCAAUACCCAAACCCAAUUUCCUUCUCUCCAAAAUCAUUGACCUCAAAGACUUCACCUAUGCGUCUCUUGUUUUUAACCAUAUCACCGAACCCAAUAUUUAUGCCUUCAAUGUCAUGAUUCGUGGGUUAGCUACCACAUGGAAAAAGUAUGAUUUUUGUAUUGAAUUUUAUUACAAGUUGAAGUCUUUAGGCCUGAAACCAAAUAAUUUUACAUACCCUUUUGUGUUUAUAGCGUGUGGGAAUGUUUGGGGUUUAGUUCAUGGGAAGAUUGGACAUUGCAUGGUGUUUAAGAUUGGUUUGGAUUGUGACGAGUAUGUGAAGCAUUCUUUGAUUACAAUGUAUGGUAGGUGUGGUGAAAUGGGGUUUGCACGGAGGGUGUUUGAUGAAAUGGGUGACAGAGAUUUGGUGUCAUGGAAUUCGAUGAUUUCAGGGUAUGCUAAAAUGGGUUUUGCUAAGGAGGCAAUUGGGUUGUUUAUGGAAAUGAGGGAGGAGGGGUUUGAACCGGUUGAGAUGACGCUGGUGAGUGUUCUUGGGGCGUGCGGGGACUUGGGGGAUUUGGAUUUGGGGAGGUGGGUGGAGGGUUUUGUUUUGGAGAAGAAGAUGGAUGUGAAUUCGUAUGUGGGGUCUGCUUUGAUUGAUAUGUACGGGAAGUGUGGGGAUUUGACUUCAGCGAGGAGGGUCUUUGAUGCAAUGCCGAAGAAGGAUGUUGUCACUUGGAAUGCCAUGAUCACAGGAUAUGCACAGAAUGAAGCGUCCAAAGAAGCAAUUACACUUUUCAAUGUAAUGAGAGACGCAGGACCUAAUCCAGAUAGAGUUACAGUGAUUGAAGUACUGUCUGCAUGUUCCUUCAUUGGGGCCCUUGAUUUGGGGAAAUGGGUUGAGACAGAUGCAUCAGAAAGAGGUUUACAGCACGAUGUCUACAUUACUAGUGCAUUAAUUGAUAUGUAUGCAAAAUGUGGGAGUUUAGAUGAUGCACUCAGGGUUUUUGAGAGCACGCCCCAUAAAAAUGAGGUCUCAUGGAAUGCCAUGAUUUCCGCUCUUGCUUUUCAUGGGCGGGCCCAGGAGGCUUUAUCAUUAUUCAGAUGCAUGUCACAGGAUAAUGGCAAUGUUCAACCUAAUGACAUAACUUUCAUAGGAGUACUUUCUGCAUGUGUGCAUGCUGGACUAGUUGAUGAGGGCCGCCAAUUGUUUGAAUCGAUGAAGUCGUCAUUUGGAUUGGUCCCAAAAGUCGAGCAUUAUUCUUGCAUGGUUGAUCUUUUUGCACGUGCAGGACUUCUAUAUGAAGCAUGGGACUUGCUCAAGAAGAUGCCUGGAAAACCAGAUGAAAUUGUAUUGGGGUCUUUGCUUGGUGCCUGUCAGAAGCGAAGAAAUGCAGAUGUUGGUGAAAAGGUCAUUCACUUGCUUCUAGAGAUGGAGCCAUCGAACUCGGGAAAUUAUAUUCUCUCAUCUAAGAUAUAUGCAAAUAUGAGAAGGUGGGAUGACUCAGCAAAGAUGAGGGUGUUAAUGAGGCAGCGGGGUGUCUCUAAGACCCCUGGCUGUAGCUGGAUUGACAUCAGAGCUCAUAUUCACGAAUUUCAUGCUGGUGACAGCUUGCACCAUCAUUCUGUAAACAUAUACCAAUUGCUUAACGAGGAGAUGAAGAGGGAAGGUUACAUUCCAAAUAUUGAUUGCACAUAG